This is a messenger RNA of Pseudopipra pipra, 7024 nucleotides long. It is a transcript of the gene SMPX, whose product is annotated as small muscle protein X-linked. NCBI's taxonomy places the organism in Eukaryota, Metazoa, Chordata, Aves, Passeriformes, Pipridae. The record is from RefSeq and is a predicted model, not a curated record. Bases 169 to 438 code for a protein of 89 amino acids. Gene Ontology annotation, cellular component: costamere; muscle tendon junction; M band. The transcript has 5 exons.
GCUUCUCUGCUGAGUCCCACUCCAGCCUGGAGCAGCUCUGAGUGUCGUCCAGGCUGAAAGCAUCGGAGCUAUUUCAGACACAUUAAAAGGGUCACAGUCAAUACCUCAGCUGGUGGAAGAAGGUACCUCUUUCAGCAUCAAAAGAAGGGAUAAGCCUCUGUCUUAAAAAUGUCAAAACAGCCAGCGUCACAUGUCAAAGCCAUUCAGGCUAAUAUUAACAUCCCAAUGGGUGCAUUUCGACCUGGUGCAGGCCACCCUCAUAAAAGAAAAGAACUUACACCUGAAGAAGUGGACGAAAGUGUUCCUGCUUCGACAGAGGAGGAGAAAGACAAGAAACAUCUCCCAGGAGCUAGGAAACUUCCAGGUCCUGCUGUCAACUUGUCAGAGAUUCAGAACAUAAAGAGUGAGCUGAAGUAUGUUCCCAAAGCUGAACAGUAGCUGCAACAAGAAGGGACAAAUGAAAGACAACAGUCUGCCUUUCCAGGGUUCAAACUCAUGGCUUUUGAAAGUCUAACCAGUCAACACCUAGGGCAUCAACUUUUCUCCUCAGCCAUUAAAGUUGCAUGAGAAAUAGGAAAUAUUUACAAUAAAAAAUGAAUGUCAGAACUGGCAUCCUGAAUACUAUGUGAAUUCUUAAGGAUAAUGAAAUAAAAAUCUUCAGACAAUAUUAGAGUCUGAUAGGAAGUGAAAAAUCAGGCAGCAUGGAAGCUAAGAGUGAGUGUUUAUGUGUUUGUCAUUGCAUAUGAAUUAACAUACUGCACAAUCUGCUUUAUAUUGUGUUCCCUGAAUGUUAUGAUUUAUAACAAUUUAUAAAUAAUUUAUAAACAAUUUAUACCAUCUCAUAUUUGCAAAAUUAUGUGUGGUUACAAAACUGACACAGCAAUGCUGAAUCAUCUUUUCUACAUGUCAGUAAGCUUCUGAAAUAGUCUAUCUCACUUUAAGUAUAGGGGAAGGAAAACUUUGUACCAAUAUCUUAAUUUUUGAAUAUGAAUAACCACAAUUAGACUUCAUGCUCAGUCUUGACUGAUUAACUGAUGCUUAUGUGGGUCAUUAUCAACUCAAUAUUAUUUUAAUAUGUGGCUUUUUAUCAGUUCCUCAACUUUCUUGAAAAGAAGAAAGCCAUUGACUCCACAAAUGUCAGCUGGCAAUAAAGACCAAGGCACUUUAGAAAUGCCAUUAGUGAGGGCACAUACUUGAGGUCUUCAUAGGAAUCAGCAGCAUGUCAGAUAUUUCACUUUCCUCAGCUUUUGUCCUUGAAUCUCUACCAUCAGCUAAAAAAUAAAAAUUCUUAAUCUUUUGUAUUUUUAAUUUAAAAAAUACAAAUAAUUUUUAAACCCUUCUCUGUAUGUGAAAAUCAGGCAGAUACCAAGCAGUGUUGCUUAGUGUUGGGUGUGUGUCUCUAGAGAAAAUGGCAGCUUAUCAGGAGUUUUAAGUGGCAGCAGCAUGACAAUAGCAAAAGACAUGAGCAUUCAGGUGUGAAAUCAUAGAGCCUUUCCAGCAGCAGCAUUUUGCUGUGUGCUGUGUUGCAUUCAGAUUUGUGAAAAAGUUUUGUACAUAAUUUAGAGUAAAACUUUAAUAUUUGAUUAGAGAGCUAACUCAAAUUAAGUGCCAGCGUAAAAGAAGUCCAAGGUCAGUGCCUUCCUCCAGGAUCUUUUUUGUAUACUAAAACAACUUGAAAAUCAUUGUUUGUAAUUUAAUUAUGUAGCAUGGUUAUGCAAUUUAGAGUUUAUAAGGCAUGAGGCAGCACAAUCUUAAGGGUGAUAGCCCACUCCUACAUUGGCUUUUAUUGCACUGUUUGAAGGACUACAAUAAGACUGCUGAAAGAUUUCAACUGGAAGAAUCUUUACCCUACCGUAAAAAUGUCAAUAAAGAUAACAUCAUCUUUCUCCAAACUUCAGUCUCCCUGAAUCAAAUAUUUUUCCAGAAAAAUAAAACUGAGUGGCCUGAAUUUUCACAGAAAAGCACCAGACAUCUGGGGAUUUUCAAUCUCCUGAGAAUGUAUGAAAAUUUUUAAACUAAACUUUUGUCAAGAAGCUUUGUUUUGUUGUAUUUCCAGCUUCUUGUCCACCCCAAAUAAUUUUCUAAGUAAUUCCAACACCCGUCAUUCAGCAGCUUCAAACCCUUGAUGCUAUGGGUCUGGUGCAGACUCUGGCCAUUAAGAUCAUUACAAAAUUUUAUAGUCCAAGCUGUUGACUGAGGAUUUGCAAGGCUGUGAGAUGGCUCACGAGAUGUCCUCCUUCACUGCCGGGCACAGCUCCUGGUGUUGGCUGGCCCAUGCAGCUGUUUGUGGCUCUCUCUCAGCUGGGUGCCCUUCCAAGGCACAUGUAAGGCUGGUGGGCUUAAGUUUCUGCUGGAGUGAAUGGAGCUGCCACGAGAGCAGCAAGGUUUUGAGAAGUGCAAAAUGCCUUUGGUCCCCCUGCUUUUACUGCCCUAUGCAGGACACGAAAGGGUUUGACUUUUUGGAGCUACAGUGUUAGUGGUGGAUUACCUCAUGAUCAAAUGCAAAGGCUGUGACCCCCACACUCAUAAGUUACUUUUGAAACAAUCCAGGAAUUCUGUAUUUUAGCUUUAUAAUAAUUUGACCAUGUUUAAUCCAAGUUACACAGUGCAGUACCAGUCACUGUGUUCUUGUCUCUUGUACUUUAGCUGCAGACACAAAUGAAUUUUCUCCAAGUCAUCUCUGUGGUGGGCUACCAAGUGCUGACUACAGGGAGUCUCUGCAGCAAGAGCACUCACCACCAUAUACAUUUUCUCCUAGCUGGAAGCUUUGUUUUCGGAGACACAUCCUGGCUGAGAAACCCCAGUCAUGCAAUUAACUCUCAGCAGGUGCAUUUCAUAUUGCAUCAGUGAAUGCCUCCUUACAGAGCCUUCACCACCCUCAGUACAACAAAGAUGUCCCAUUGUGUUAGAUGUCACAGCUUUUUUUGACUUUCUUGUUUAGUAAUAGAUUUUUAUUGCUUUUUUUUUUUUAUUUUACCAAUCACUUUUCUUUUAUUUCUAAUAGUGCCUAGCCUGGUCCCUUCUGUAUAUACCUUUGUCCUGUAGACAUCACAAUUACCAGUCCAUAAGGGGACCUAGCAAUAUCUUUUCAUUUUCACAGUGCACCUCCACCCAGGUGCAUUUCUACUGGCUAUUUUUCAUCCUGUGCCUGCAAGCUGCUAAGUGGUUUUGGUUAUCAUUGGAGAAAUCAAUGGGAUUUAUAGCACCUCAAAAGAGGUAAUAGGCACUUUGCAGGAUCAGCGAUUAGGCCUUGGCUUCCUUACUGAUGAAUUUGCUACAACCAUAAUUCCUGAAGUUUUACUGUCUGCUGUUAUAGGGAAGGAAAAUGAAAUACAACUAAACUGUCCAAGAAAUUCUUUUCAAAUCUCAGUGCCAUAAAUUUUUUGCUAAUUAAGCUCUUUAAGUCUUCUGGCUUCAUUAACAGAUGUUAAUGAAGUGUUAUUUGGGUGUUCUUGUUCUAUGGUCAGGACAAUACCUUAAAAAGGGGACCAAGUCCUUGACUGAUGCCUACCCUGGAAAUCAGAUGCUUUUUAAGCAGAGGUGCUAUAGGUGAAUGAGAAUGGCUUGGCAUAAACUCUGAAAACAAUUUUCCACCUAUAUUGAUAAAUUAUUGCAAAGAAUAAUAAUUACAGACACAUGCAUGAACUUAGCAGGGCUUAGUAAAAUGCUACAAAGGAAAAGCUUUUUUUUCCUUCAGAAGGCACUAAUUUAAAAAGUGCUGCAGCAUAGUUCUCAUUAGCAGAGGUAGAAAAAGCCUCUGCAGCUCCUCAUCAACAACUUUAAUUACAGCAUAGGUAUAUAUUGCUUAAUCUUUGCUUCCUAUUGUGAAUCACAAGUGGCCUCAUACAGUCCCAAAGCAACUGAAGAUGGGUCUGCAAAACCUUUUUAUAGGGAUGACACUUUAAUUUAUGAGAAUUUGUAGGGAAAAUGUUAAUGAAAAGCAGAAAAUUGAAAUGAAAACUUGAAUUUAAUGUGAGGUAAGCAUUUGUUACAGCCACUGUGCUUCAAGACAUGCAAACUGUGGAGAGAAAAGUUAAGGGUAGCUCCAGAAAACGUCACUGCAGCAGUAGUAAUACCAUUAACUGGUAUAGAAAGUAUAUCAGAAUUUAUAUAGGUUUUCUUUGUAAUACAUUUUGAAGUGUUAUGCAUAAUCAGUACUUAAAAAUUCAGUCUCUUUAUGAACUGUUUGGAUAGGAUAAACUUCUUUGGAUGCUUUCCCACCUUUAAGAAAUUGUUGAUUUUUAUCAGUGUCUAUAGUGAAUCCAUAAGCUAAAAAAUCCAUGCUCAUCAAGGUGCUACUUCAUCUAAAUGACAACUAGCAGCCCACCACAUGAUGUUUUAGGCAGCUUUCUCAUCUCAGGCAAGAGAUGCCCAAACAAAAGUAAAACUAUGACUGGUAAAGCUAAAGAGAUAAAAGUUCAGAACACAUUUCCAUGCUCUAGAGAUUGUAGUGUUUGUAACACAUUAUAAAUCUCAAACCUUUGAAGCAGUACUAGUCAAGAAGUAAGGAUAUUUGUUUACGGGAAGAAGUUCUUUAUUUUUCACUGAAAAUGCUGAAGUGGGAAGGGUUUUUUCACAUUUGAAACUGCUACUAAUUGCAACAUUUUAGACUGUUAGGAGCCACAUAGAUAAGCAUUGGGGUCAUCAGCAUCUAGGUUCCACUUACCAAAAAAAAAAAAAAGGCAGUAUGACAAGUAUCAUGACUUUACUGACAUUAGGUCUUUCAGAGAAAAAAAAAUUUAGAAUUCAUAUUGGUCUGAAAGAUUUCAGUUCGACAGCUGUCAUUUCAGAGCCACUGGGCUAAAUUGUCUCUCUUUUGCAAGUUCCUUUGCUGACAAAGCUUUGUGUCAGUGCAGGUAACAAGACAUUUUGACAACAGUAUAACACAAGGAACGUUUUCACUUGACUGUUUUUCUGUCUUAAAUGAAAGGGUCUAUUGUGGUUGACUAGACAUGCUGUUACACAGUACUCGGCUUUGUGUGCAUUACUGAGCUGCAAACAGUUCAAAGGGUCAAAACUGUCCUUAACUCCCCAUGUCAUACUGUCUGAACCCAGAUGUAAAUUAGAGGAACAACAUAUGUAUGAGAGAGAGAGUAUAGGGCUUUCAAUAAUUUCUUCAUUGUGAAGAUAAGCAAAAUUCAUUGUCAAAAGUAUUAUUUUUGCAUUUUGGUGGAAAAUAUAAAUAUAUUUUCUCUAUUAUUCUUUGUCAGACAAAUUGAAAGAAUAGAAUUAUGUCCUGUUUUGUUUUGAAACUCUGUAUGUAUGUGUAUGUGUAACCUACAUCUACAUUUUCAUUGCUUCCCCACAUAUUUCAAUGGAUUGUAGGUAAAGAGCCAAAAAAAAAAAAAAGGCAUAGAUUAUUUAAUCAUUCCAGCAUUGCACAGGGACACAGAACAGUUGAGAUUGGAAGGGACCUCUGGAAGUCAUCUGGUUCAGCCUCACUGCUCAAUAGGGCCACCUUGUGCUGCCUGCCCAGGACCCUGCCCAGAAAAUAUACAGGAGAGAAAAUAUAUUUUAAAAGACAUAUGAUAGAUGCUCAGAUAUAUGAGAAUUGUUCUUAUUAUCCUGGCAGAAACAUAACAAAUGUGUUGAAAUAGUUUACAAAAAACAUGCAAAAAAGCAUAGUUUAAUUUAAAGUGGGCUCUUCCAUUUGGUUGACCAGUUACUGUUGCAAAGGAGUCAAGGGAUGAACUCCCCUUUGCAAUUUAAACCUCUCUCUGGCAUCCCCUCACAGUAUUAAUGUGUUAACCUGGAGCACAUUUGACUUCCUACUCUUCUUCUGCCAUCUGUGUGCAUAGCGAUCCCAACAUGAUAUAAAUAUCAAAGUAGUUUCAUGGGAGAUGAUCAUAACAAGUGGUGCCCAAUGAAGGGAAGUGAGGGCAGAUGAAUUAAAGCAGAUCCCUUGGCACUUCAGGUUACUGUCUCCGAAAGGUCAAGGCUUUUACCAGAUGUGUAGGAGAAUUAGAGAGUCUAAGGAGAUAGUCUGGCUUUAUUUCACAUUGACAAUUCACUGGAGCAAUCAAAGAAGACAUGUCCCUGGAUUUACCUUUUGCCCAGGUUUUUCCUUCUGAAGAUCAGUGUGUUUGUAAUUCUAGGCUAAUUCUGCUCCAGACUAACAGAAGUUCAUGACCUCUAUCCCCUUCUUACCUUACUGUAACCGAUACCCUUUUCAUUCCCAGUGUGCUAUUUGCUAGGAAUGGCCAGAUGUCUUUUAAAUGACAUCAUGGGAACAAAACUCUUUCCUGGGUCUACAAACUCCAUAAGAAGUCAUUACCUUCAUUUCUCACUUGAGCUUUUGAAGGGGCUUUUUUUAACCCUUUUUAUAAAUUUUUUGAAACAGUGCAAAAUUUUCUUCAAGCAGCCAUACCUGUCAUCUGUGUGCAACUCACAUGAUAUGUAAAGAACACUUUCAGGUGAUUGGAAUCUUUAGAGUUUGGAUGAUUUAAACCGUAUUUCACAGCCUGGUUAAUUGGUAUUGUAAAGACAAGAAUAAGUUCUCCAACUGUAACCUCCCUAUCUGCUCCCAGAGUGCUUCUUGCUGCCUCUUUUUAGGUGUUGCAUGUAUGACUGUGAGAGUGGUGAGUAAGAGAUCUAUAAAUGGGUUCUAAUGAGGAGUAAACAUCAUGUGGUCGUUCAGUUUGGAAGCUUGUUGAGUGGGAGGCAUUUACUGAACCUUGGUGCACUUGCUAUAAUCACUGAUCUUCUAUGAAGUGCUGAUGUCUGUUUUCUCCUUUGUAAAGUUGUUUCUUAUAAAAGAGGAUGCCUUAACAGAAUCUUAGGGUUAAAUAUAUAAGGCUGGAAACUGUUGAAAUAAAUAAAGAAAAAAUGUAUUUAUUGCCCAGGUGAUUCAUGCCUUGUCUAUUAGCACCAAAUGUGGUCAUUUUACUGCAUUUAUGAAAGGCAAAAUAUGGAUUCAUUUCAUAUUUCUUCUUUUAGCUAGCAUGCUCUAUAAGAACAGAAAACACUGACAGUUGGAAUCAUUGUUGCUUUUUUAAGAAUAAAUCUUUUAUCUGCUUGCUGUUAA